CCCUCUGAGCGGUCCGUGAGCACGCUCUCAGGAUGAACUGCAUGUCAGAUUUCUUCACCUACGAGACCACCAAGUCUGUGGUUGUGAAGAGCUGGACCAUUGGGAUCAUCAACCGGGCAGUUCAGCUUCUCAUCAUCUCCUACUUUGUGGGGUGGGUUUUCUUGCACGAGAAGGCGUACCAGGUGCGGGACACAUCCAUUGAGUCCUCCGUGGUAACCAAGGUGAAGGGCUUUGGACGCUACGCCAACAGAGUCAUGGAUGUGUCUGACUAUGUGACACCACCCCAGGGCACCUCCGUCUUUGUCAUCAUCACCAAGAUGAUCGUCACUGAAAACCAGAUGCAAGGGUUCUGCCCAGAGAGCGAGGACAAGUACCGCUGUGUAUCAGACAGCCAGUGCGGGCCCGAGCGCUUCCCGAAUGGGGGGAUCCUCACCGGCCGCUGCGUGAAUUACAGCUCCGAGCUCCGCACCUGCGAGAUCCAGGGCUGGUGCCCUGCCGAGGUGGACACGGUGGAAAGGCCUGUCAUGAUGGAAGCCGAGAACUUCACUAUUUUCAUCAAGAACAGCAUCCGUUUCCCCCUCUUCAACUUUGAGAAGGGAAACCUCCUGCCCAAUCUGACGGCCGCCGACAUGAAGACCUGCCGCUUCCACCCUGACAAGGCCCCCUUCUGCCCCAUCCUGCGGGUGGGGGAUGUGGUCAAGUUUGCGGGGCAGGAUUUUGCCAAACUGGCCAGCACGGGCGGGGUUCUGGGCAUUAAGAUCGGCUGGGUGUGCGACCUGGACAAGGCCUGGGAGCAGUGCAUCCCCAAAUACUCCUUCACCCGGCUGGACAGCGUUUCUGAGAAGAGCAGCGUCUCCCCCGGCUACAACUUCAGGUUUGCCAAGUACUACAAGUUGGAGAAUGGCAGCGAGUACCGCACGCUCCUAAAGGCUUUUGGCAUCCGCUUCGACGUGCUGGUGUACGGGAACGCAGGCAAGUUCAACAUCAUCCCCACCAUCAUCAGCUCCGUGGCAGCCUUCACCUCCGUGGGAGUGGGGACUGUCCUCUGUGACAUCAUCCUGCUCAACUUCCUCAAGGGGGCCGACCAAUACAAAGCCAAGAAGUUUGAGGAGGUGAACGAGACGACGCUGAAGGUCGCUGCCUCGGCCAACCCAGUGUUCCCCAGCGACCAGACCCCGGAGGAGAAGCAGUCCACUGAUUCAGGGGCCUUCUCCAUCGGCCACUAGGGCCCCCACCCAGGGCCCCACACUCACUGCUGGGCUCCAGG
Molecule: messenger RNA, 1267 nt
Organism: Myotis lucifugus (little brown bat)
Lineage: Eukaryota; Metazoa; Chordata; Mammalia; Chiroptera; Vespertilionidae
Gene: P2RX3
Product: purinergic receptor P2X 3
Exons: 12
Coding region: 33-1226 (397 amino acids)
Biological process (GO): monoatomic cation transmembrane transport; response to ATP
Cellular component (GO): plasma membrane; nuclear inner membrane
Molecular function (GO): ATP binding; extracellularly ATP-gated monoatomic cation channel activity; purinergic nucleotide receptor activity
Source: RefSeq, a predicted model, not a curated record